CGUAGGGGUGGGGCUGGGCCGGUGAUGGGGACACGGGUGAACGGUGCUGAGUUCCAGCCGUGCCCACAAGGUAUUGUGAAUGCGGAGGAGCGGCAGUCGGGACGGCAGGCGGUCUGCAGACCGGCAGCCAGCGCAGAGAGUAUCAUGGCGCAACAAGUAGCCCUGAGCCGGACCCAGGUGUGUGGGAUUCUGCGGGAAGAGCUAUAUCAGGGUGAUGACUUCCACCAGUCGGAUACACACAUUUUCAUCAUUAUGGGUGCAUCGGGUGACCUGGCCAAAAAGAAGAUCUACCCCACCAUCUGGUGGCUGUUCCGGGAUGGCCUUCUGCCUGAAGAUACCUUCAUUGUGGGCUAUGCCCGUUCCCGCCUCACGGUGGCUGACAUCCGCAAGCAGAGUGAGCCUUUCUUCAAAGCCACCCCAGAGGAAAAGCACAAGCUGGAGGAGUUCUUUGCCCGCAACUCGUACGUGGCCGGCCAGUAUGAUGAUGCAGCCUCCUACAAGCGCCUUAACACUCACGUGAAUGCGCUGCACCCAGGGGCUCAGGCCAACCGGCUCUUCUACCUGGCUCUACCCCCCACAGUCUAUGAGGCCGUCACCAAGAACAUCCACGAGAAUUGCAUGAGCCAGACAGGCUGGAACCGUGUCAUCGUGGAAAAGCCCUUUGGGAGGGACCUGCAGAGCUCCGACCAGUUGUCCAACCACAUCUCUUCCCUGUUCCGUGAGGACCAGAUCUACCGCAUCGACCACUACCUGGGCAAGGAGAUGGUGCAGAAUCUCAUGGUGCUGAGAUUUGCCAACAGGAUCUUCGGCCCCAUCUGGAACCGGGACAAUGUUGCCUGUGUUAUCCUCACAUUCAAGGAGCCCUUUGGCACUGAGGGCCGUGGGGGGUAUUUCGAUGAAUUUGGGAUCAUCCGGGAUGUCAUGCAGAACCACCUCCUGCAGAUGCUAUGUCUGGUGGCCAUGGAGAAGCCUGCCUCCACUGACUCAGACGAUGUCCGUGAUGAGAAGGUCAAAGUGUUGAAAUGUAUCUCAGAGGUGCAGGCCAACAACGUGGUCCUGGGCCAGUAUGUGGGGAACCCCAGUGGAGAGGGCGAGGCCACCAAAGGGUACCUGGAUGACCCCACAGUGCCCCAUGGGUCCACCACCGCCACCUUUGCAGCUGUUGUCCUGUAUGUGGACAAUGAGAGAUGGGACGGGGUGCCCUUCAUCCUGCGCUGUGGCAAAGCCCUGAAUGAGCGCAAGGCUGAGGUGCGCCUGCAGUUCCGAGAUGUGGCCGGUGACAUCUUCCACCAGCAGUGCAAGCGCAACGAGCUGGUGAUCCGUGUGCAGCCCAACGAGGCCGUGUACACCAAGAUGAUGACCAAGAAGCCCGGCAUGUUUUUCAACCCUGAAGAGUCAGAGCUGGACCUGACCUAUGGCAACAGAUACAAGAAUGUGAAGCUCCCUGAUGCCUACGAGCGCCUCAUCCUGGACGUCUUCUGUGGGAGCCAGAUGCACUUUGUGCGCAGUGAUGAGCUCCGGGAGGCCUGGCGGAUCUUCACCCCACUGCUGCACAAGAUUGAGCAAGAGAAGCCCAAGCCCAUCCCCUAUGUUUAUGGCAGCCGAGGCCCCGUGGAAGCAGAUGAGCUGAUGAAGAGAGUGGGCUUCCAAUAUGAGGGCACGUACAAGUGGGUGAACCCUCACAAGCUCUGAGCCCGCUGCCUGCCCCCACCCUCUACUUCAGCCACUCUGUCUCUCCUUUCCACCACCCGAUUCCACAUCAGGAGGACUUCGGGACCAUUGGCCUCAGCUUUACAUUCCUGGUGCCAGGCUUGGGCCACCUUUGUCCCCCCCCCUUGCUGCUGCUGCCCGAUCCCAGCUACAUUCCUCAGCCGCCAAGCACUCGAGACUCAUGCUGUGAAAUCCCAGGCCCCCUUCAGGCCCUUUCUAAACAAGCUUCCCCUCACUCCAGCCCAAACAGAAGGGAGGUGAAGGGUGGCAUGUCUGUCCCAGGGUUCCUCAGCCAUUGGAACUAAUGACAACCUAGGGCAGGAGUCAAGGACUAUGGGAGGAGCUGUGGGCCUCAGUGGGGCAGUGGCCAAACCAUGUCCCCUGGUGGCUGUGGGCAGGCUUCUCAGAACUUGGGAUGUGAGAGAACCUGCUUUCAGCCACAACAGUCUCAGUGCCACUCCACAUUCCUGGUCACCAGCUGGAAGGGACCUGGUGCUGCCCAGCAAUGUCUGGGGUCCCUGGAAGUCCCCCAGUCCUACCAACUCUGCACUCCAUGGCACCCACCCCACUCGCAGCAGCGUCCCCACCGCAGGAAAAGCAGAAGCAGUAGAAUGGAUCCCCCACCUUAGUCACCCUCCAUUAAAUCUGCAAACAGCU
Otolemur garnettii (small-eared galago) is the source of this 2367-nucleotide messenger RNA. RefSeq names its product glucose-6-phosphate dehydrogenase (gene G6PD). The transcript is spliced from 13 exons. Gene Ontology annotation, molecular function: NADP binding; glucose-6-phosphate dehydrogenase activity. Gene Ontology annotation, biological process: glucose metabolic process; pentose-phosphate shunt, oxidative branch. The record is from RefSeq and is a predicted model, not a curated record. The coding region runs from base 25 to 1692 and encodes 555 amino acids. NCBI's taxonomy places the organism in Eukaryota, Metazoa, Chordata, Mammalia, Primates, Galagidae. Gene Ontology annotation, cellular component: cytosol.